Sipha flava (yellow sugarcane aphid) is the source of this 996-nucleotide messenger RNA. RefSeq names its product 52 kDa repressor of the inhibitor of the protein kinase-like. The coding region runs from base 620 to 865 and encodes 81 amino acids. Gene Ontology annotation, molecular function: protein dimerization activity. The transcript is spliced from 2 exons. The record is from RefSeq and is a predicted model, not a curated record. NCBI's taxonomy places the organism in Eukaryota, Metazoa, Arthropoda, Insecta, Hemiptera, Aphididae.
UAUGUUUUAAUAUGUGCAAUGGCGUACACAGGGGGGGUUUGGGUGUUUAACCCCCCCCCCAUUGAUUUUUUAAGGUCCUUUAUUAAAACUGCGAAAAUAGCCAAUAUUUGAAAUUAAUAUUACGACGAUAUAACAUUCAUUAUACUAUAUGUAUAAGCACAAAAUAUCAAAUAUUUUAUAUUUAUACUUGUAUAUUGAAAUAUAGUAGCAUUAUAAAAUAGAUGUUACUGUUGAGAAGUGGUUUAAUCUUAGAUUGCCGACGGACUCGUGAUUGUUUAAAACAAACCCAACUAUAUUUAGAUUACAUUGUAUUUGUCUGUUAUCGGGGCGUCGUCGCAAUAAUAAUUAUGAUCAUCCAUAGUAUUAUAUUUAGUCUAUUUAGUAUUUUGUGCUUGUUAUAUCACUGACGCUAAACAGUAAACCUUGUCGGUUAUUUUAUGUUUUUUCUGUUAUAUUAAUUAUUACUUAAUUUGUUUAAAUAACGAAAAACAAUGAAAAGAAUAAAUGAUUAUUUUUCAUCUGAUUUAAAUAAGAAGAAAAGCAUUGAUCAGAAUGUGAAUGAAAAUUAAUUUUCAUAAUUAAACGAAAAACCAUCAAAUGUAAUCGAUGCAUUAAGGCUAUGUGUUAUUCAAUUAUUUUCCCGAGUAUUCUCAUGUUAUUAAAAAUAUUAUGUACACUGCCAAUAUCAACAGCUACUCCAAAAAGAAUGUUUUCAAAUUUAAAAAGAGUGAAAACUUAUUUGAGAAAUACAAUGAAAGAGGACAGACUGACCAUGUUGUCAAUAUAUCGUGGAAUGCCCUUAACAACCGAAGAGGUUAUUGAUGAGUUGGGACGAAAACCAAUAAAAUUAGAAAUUAUUUUAUAAGUUUAUAAUUUAUAAUAAAACGCAUUUUUUAAGAAUCUUUGUUUUCUACUAGAUAAUAUUUAUUUUUUUUUAGAGCUUUUAGUAUCAACUAUUACAGCUCAGUACUAGGUAAUAUGUUUUUGUUUUUCUAU